This is a messenger RNA of Humulus lupulus (European hop), 935 nucleotides long. RefSeq names its product pectinesterase inhibitor-like. The record is from RefSeq and is a predicted model, not a curated record. The coding region runs from base 274 to 798 and encodes 174 amino acids. NCBI's taxonomy places the organism in Eukaryota, Viridiplantae, Streptophyta, Magnoliopsida, Rosales, Cannabaceae. The transcript has a single exon. Gene Ontology annotation, molecular function: enzyme inhibitor activity.
UAAUAAUGUGUCAAAAAUAUCAGUUUUUAAAAGAUUAUUAUUUUUUCCCCCUUUUUUCUAAUCCACUUUUAUAUUCUUCUCUAGAAAGAAAAAUUAACUUACUCAUUCUGGUCCACACACACCAAACAAAGACAAAAACAGAAAACAAAAAAAAAAACCAACGAAUUCUUUGUCAUCGAUCAUAUUCCAAUCUCUAUAUAUAAACAUAUGUCAAAAACUUAAAAAUCAUAUAUACAUACAAAACUAACUUCUAAACUACACACCAUAUCCAAAAUGGAUUCACCAACCCUAAAAAUCUCAACACUUUCCCUCUUCUUGUUCUUAUUCCUAUCAUCAACACAAGCACAAACAUCAAACUUGGUUGACUCAGUCUGCAAAGAAACCCUAGACUACACCAAGUGCUUGGAAGCUCUGGAAUCCGAUCCCAAAUCAAAAACCACAACAGAUCUCAAAGUUCUUGCCAAGAUAGCGGUUCAGUUAUCGAUAUCGAAUGCGAAAGGGAGCCUGAGUUUCAUCCACGACGAGAUCAAGAAGGGAACUGGUGGUGCUCAACAAGAAGCACUUGAGAAAUGUGCGUCGUCGUACGAAACCGUCGUUGAAUCGUUCAACAGUGCGCUCAUAGAACUCGAUGACGAUGUUCUGUCGGCUAACUACGACAUCAAAGUGGCCGGUGACGACGUUGAUUCGUGCAAGAGUGAGUUGGUUUCGAAAAAGGUUGAAAUUCCUGCUUUGUCUGAUAGGAACGAUCAAGUGAAAUUGUAUAGUAAUAUUGGAUUUGUUAUCACUAAUAAACUUUGAUCAUAUGUAGUUUCUCCUUUUCAUUAAUUUUUUUUUUAUUGUCUUUGAGAAAAAUAAGAAACGUUAUUUGUAACGUUAGAUUUUAGGAUUGUGGAUUUGUAUGGGAAAAGUUGUGAUGGAAUAAGAUAUAAUAAGAA